Messenger RNA from Clupea harengus (Atlantic herring), 3229 nucleotides. It is a transcript of the gene arfgap2, whose product is annotated as ARF GTPase activating protein 2. Lineage: Eukaryota; Metazoa; Chordata; Actinopteri; Clupeiformes; Clupeidae. Gene Ontology annotation, molecular function: GTPase activator activity. Gene Ontology annotation, biological process: COPI coating of Golgi vesicle. The record is from RefSeq and is a predicted model, not a curated record.
ACAGGCUUCCGUAGCCUACUUCCUUCUAGUAAAGAGGUGGCAAGAUGGCGGCGGAUCCCAAUAAGACCGAAAUCCUCACCAUCUUUAAAAGAUUGAGAUCAAUUGCAACUAAUAAGGCCUGUUUUGAUUGUGCUGCUAAAAACCCAAGUUGGGCAAGUAUUACAUAUGGAGUGUUCCUUUGCAUUGACUGCUCUGGCAUCCACCGGUCAUUAGGAGUCCAUCUCAGCUUCAUAAGAUCCACUGAACUGGACUCCAACUGGAACUGGUUUCAGCUACGAUGUAUGCAGGUUGGAGGAAAUGCCAAUGCUAACGCUUUUUUCCGCCAACAAGGCAGCACCACUAAUGACACCAAUGCCAAGUACAACAGCCGUGCCGCACAGUUGUAUCGAGAGAAGGUUCGUCAGCUGUCCAAUGCUGCACUCUCAAAAUAUGGCAGUGAGCUGUGGAUUGAUGCAUCAGGGAGCACGCAGACUCCUGCUCCUGAAAAGAAAGAGGCUGAUUUCUUUGAAGAACAUACUCAGCCUACAAAUACCUGGGAAAUGGCCUCUCCUACAUUGUCAGAGCAGAAUGGAGCCGACAUAGUCAGCUCCUCAUUGGACCAAGAGAGCUGUAAAGAACCAGAAAGAACCAAUCUCCAACCAGACGUUGGUCCAAGCAUUGAUGGUCUAACAGAUCUCAAAGCAACUAUGGAUGACUCUAUGCGUUUGACGUCUGAUGAGCCACACCAGUCCAAAGAGUUAAAGCCAUCCAUCAUUGGAAAGAAGAAGCCCACGACAACAAAGAAGGGGCUUGGAACCAGGAAGGGCCUUGGUGCCCAGAAGGUGAGCAGCAAGAGCUUCACAGAGGUGGAGAAACAAGCCCAGGUAGCUGAAAAACUGAGAGAGGAGCAAGUUGCUGAGACCAAGAAGCAGGCAGACGAAUCCAUUGUGGCCUCCAUGCGCUUGGCCUACAAGGAGCUGGAGAUUGACAGGAAAAUGGAGGAGAAGAAAAUCCAAAGCAUGGGAGGAAAGAAGAAGGAGCAGGCGGAAAGGCUGGGCAUGGGCUUUGGCCACAGAAGCGCGGUGUCCCAUUCUGUGAUGUCGGACAUGCAGGUGAUCGAGCAGGAGACCCCGGUUGGAGCAAAGUCCUCUCCACGUUCCAAGCUUGACAUGUUUGAUGAGCCAGGGUUCACCUCUGGACCUCCCAAAUACAAAGACAACCCCUUCACUGCGGGCGAUUCAUUCGCCUCACGGUGGGACUCGGACACAGCCUCCUCUUUCACCUCUUCCUGGGCUCUAGAGAAGGAGGAGCCAAAAGAGAGUGAAGUCACCAUAUCCAGCAUCCAACCUAUCGGAGAGAGGUUGCCCAGUAGACGAAAGCCUGAGGCAGCUGCCCCAGUGGCAGAAUCCAGUGAGGCCCGGGAGAAGUUUGCCAAUGCCAAGGCCAUCUCCUCUGACAUGUUCUUCGGACGGGAGGCCAAUGCUGAGUAUGAAGUCAAAACACGGCUGGAAGGCAUGUCCAGCAGCACCUCCAUCAGCUCGGCUGAGCUGUUUGGGGACGGGAGUACCCGUCCAGCUGCAGGUGCAGCAGGCUUUGACAGUGUGCUCCCCUCUGGACCUGACAUUGCCCAGUUUAAACAGGGUGUAAAGACUGUUGCUGGAAAGAUGGCUGUUCUGGCCAAUGGAGUCAUGAACACCAUACAGGAUCGUUACGGAGCCUACUGAACCCCCCCCCCCCCCUCCCCAAGAGCUGAAAGGAGAGAGAACUUCUGCUGAAGGCCCCACGAUGCUGUCAUUCAGACAGAGGGAGCGAGAGCCAUUAAAGAGUAACAGGCAUGGGAUGACUAUUUCUUCCCCCCAGUCUGCCUAUCCUGACCUGUAGACAUUAACAGACAUUCAGACAGUAUUUUCCUUUCUCUUGGAGACUUUAUUUUGCAGCAAGAAGCACUGUAAGGUGGGAAACUUAUGUUUACCAAUCCGCAUCCUUUAAGCUCGUGCCCCCCAACUACCCUUUUUAUUUUUGGUCUCUAUUUCAAACAUUUUUUUUUUUUUCCUUUUUAAGUGUUCUGUAAGAAAUGUAUAACCAAACCUCUGUUUAGCAGCACCAUGUUCUCAUGGGUUUCUUUCAUUGUUUUUUAAAUGGUAUCAUGGUCUUAAUGGACAGCGCAGUACUACACUAUGACUCACUAGGAAAGGGAACUGCAAUCCACUUUUUUGUUAUUUACACAUAUUUAUAGAUUUUCCAGUUUAUUUUCUGUUUGUCAAUCUGCCAUUUCAAUGGUACGACUGACUAUAAUCCCAGAGUGUUGAAUAGUACAUCAGUGAUCUUGGUAAGUGAAAAAUUGCAAUUAUGGAUUUACAGUGAUCAAUAUUGGGGGGCAGGUCAGUAAUUUAAAGAGAUGCAGUAUGAUACCUUGCUGAUGACUGGCCUCAAUUGUCAUUGAAUGGAGAAUAUCUUGGGAGAAUCUACUAGUGCUGACUCUUAUAAUUUUUUUUUUUUUUUUAAAUGUACUUUGUGGUCUUUUUUCCUUCCUUCCUAGUAAGGAGGACGUUGUGUUGCUUGUUCAGGGUGAGUCCACUGUCUUGCUUCAGAGAUUAGUGGGAUGAAAGACAUGGGGCUACAUGGUCUGAUGGAGAGCUUGUGUUCUGGAGAUAACCUGCAUUGUCAUUGCAAACACACUCAUUCCCCCUGGAUCAGACCACUUUGUAUUCAUGCAACUGUAAUGCUCUGUUUCUUGGAGCAACUCUUACACACACACACACACACACACACACACACAUUAACAUAAGUGAAAGUGAAAUAAUGCAGACUGAAUUACUAACUAGUGUUACACCCCAGUUAUUGACUGGGAGAUAUACUUUCUGCAUCAAGCAAGCACACACAUUUACAAAAACAGUUUAAAUAGAAGAAUACAAAAUGACAAUGACAAGUCCUCUGAUUAUUUUAUGCAUGUAAAAUAAUUACUGCUUUCAAAAUGAAAGGUGUUUUUAUUCUUUGCUUUCCACUAAUAUAUCUAUAUUUUUCUUUGGAUUCUGCCUGACUGUAAUGGGGAAGGAAGUAUUUACGUUUUAAAGUUCUCCUAAUGUUCAAGACAGACCUGCCCGUCUGUUUCUGCCACACAGAUUAAAAACAAAUUGACAAUUCUCAGACUGCCCUUUAAAGAUUUUAAAUAUUUAUUGUAAGCUAUCAAACAAAAAACAAACAAAUGCAAGAUUUGUGUCAAUAAAGUUUGAAACCCUUCUCCACAAAA